CGGGCGGGGGCGGCCCCGGCAGCCGCGGUCAGGUGGCACCGCCGAGACGGAGCCGGCCGAGCACGAUAAAAGUCCCGGCCCGCCGCCGCCACGGCCGCGAGGGAGCGCGGAGCCGCCGCCCGGGAGCCAUGCUCAGCGUUGGACACGCUCCCUGAGCCGUCCCAGCCCCAGCAGCCCAGGGCACGCGGUGCCACUCCGUGACUUAGAGCAGGACUUUGUGACCAAGGUGACUCAGCAGCGGGAGCUCUCGCUGUCCUGCCGCCACCAGGCCAGACAAUCCCUCCCUUGGCUGCAGAUCCCCUUGGCUCUCUUCCCAUAAUGGAAGCCUGAGUGCCAGGAUCCUCCAUGACCUCCAGAAGCCACAACUCCCUGCCGAGAACUCUGAUGGCUCCGCGAAUGCUCUCCGAAGGUGCCCUGGGGGGCAUCGCCCAGAUCACGCCCUCGCUGUACCUGAGCCGGGGCAGCGUCGCCUCCAACCGGCACCUGCUGCUGUCCCGGGGCAUCACCUGCAUCAUCAACGCCACCAUCGAGAUCCCCAACUUCAACUGGCCGCAGUUUGAGUACGUCAAAGUGCCUUUGGCUGACAUGCCCAACGCCCCCAUCUCGCUGUACUUCGACAGCGUGGCCGACAAGAUCCACAGCGUGGCGCGGAAGCACGGCGCCGCGCUGGUGCACUGCGCCGCCGGCGUCAGCAGGUCGGCCACGCUCUGCAUCGCCUUCCUCAUGAAGUACCACAAGGUCUCCCUCUUCGAGGCCUACAACUGGGUCAAGUCGCGGCGCCCCGUGAUCCGGCCCAACGUGGGCUUCUGGAGGCAGCUGAUAGACUACGAGAGGAAGCUCUUUGGGAAGACCACGGUUAAAAUGGUACAGACGCCCUAUGGCAUCAUCCCAGACGUUUACGAGAGAGAGAGGAGACCCCUGAUGCCUUACUGGGGAAUUUAAUGGGACUGCAGAGGGGAAGCACGACGGAAGGGACGCGCUGUUUCGAGUCCACCAGACUGGAGAUGUUCCCUUCUCCUUCUACAGCCAACUUUGGUUCUCCACCAUACAGCAGAACCUCAAUUCUCACCUCACUAACCUGCAAGGCCAACGAUUCCCUUCAAAGCAUUUUUCUCUAUGGGGAUUUCCCAUCUGCAUCUCUGAUUUAGCAAAACCAGGUCUCAUUAUAAGUUUAUUCCUUCCAUAAAGCCUACGUCUAUUUUUCCUUUUUUUAGUCAGUUUAUUAGGAUCCUGCGAGGAAGGGCCUAAGAGGCGUUGGGCAGAGUGGAUGGCCCAGGCGUGCUUUGUGCUGCAGUAGUAGCCUGGAUAUUUUGUUAUAGCUUGUUUGCUUCCUUGCAAAACCCUGUAGUGGCUCAGGAGCAGCACUGGCGAGGCCCUGCUCCACAGCAGCAGGUUUUCCAAGCACCAGGGAGGCAGGAAUACAGGGGCUGUGGUGCUGGUGUUUUCUUUAACAUUCAUAGUGACUCUCAGUAUAUAGUGUUUGAGAUCUUUAGUCAGCUCUUAAUCGUAUUCAAAGUUAGGGGGGAAAAAAGGGAAAAAACGAACAAACAAACAAAAAGAUUGAAUCAGUCCGUGUCGGCCACAAGUAAAAUAAAAAUUGAGCAAUUCAAAUCAAAUAAAUACAAGAUCCUUUUUCACUCAUUCCAUGCCAGGGCAAUAGUCCUGGAAUACACUUCAACUGCUGGAAAAUGCUGGUGUGUUUUGUGGGUGGAAAGCUGACAGAUCUUGUCCAGAAGCGAGGGGGUUGAAGCCGCUGGGCAGCCAAAGAGACGCUCAGGAAUGUGUGCGUGGCCCCUGCCCGGGCUGGGCUGGGCUGGGUGAGCAGCAUCCCUGCAGGCAGCCCAGCCUGGGAGGGCUGAACCCCCCCGGGAGGGCUGAACCCCCCGGGGAAGGCUGAACCCCCCGGGGAAGGGUGAACGCCCUGCCCGGGGAAGGCUGAAUCCCCCGGGGAAGGGUGAAUCCCCCCGGGUUCCUCAGCUCCAGCUCCCCUCGGGACCUGCCUUAGCCCAUUCCUGCCUCUCUCCAUUCCGUCCUCAAGGUUAUGCUGCAUUCCAGGGCUGCUCCUCUCUGUCCCCAGGGUGGUGACAGAGGCCUGGCCUUGCUUGGAGUGUGCCAGGAGCGACUCCAGCCCCAGCCCUUCCCUGGAGAAGCCUUCCCGUGGCUCCAGGGGCAGGGAUGGUUCCUUGGAGUGUGACUGGAGCCCUGAGAAGGCACCAGAGUUUCUGUUGCCUCUGGAGGAGGAGCAGGCAGAGUGCUGCGAUCGCUGUCUGAUUUAAAUGAGAUUCUAUACUUGUAAAAAAAAAAAAUCAAUAAAGAUUAAACCAGAA
Messenger RNA from Pyrgilauda ruficollis (rufous-necked snowfinch), 2327 nucleotides. It is a transcript of the gene DUSP14, whose product is annotated as dual specificity phosphatase 14. The record is from RefSeq and is a predicted model, not a curated record. Gene Ontology annotation, cellular component: cytoplasm. Bases 346 to 942 code for a protein of 198 amino acids. The transcript is spliced from 3 exons. Gene Ontology annotation, biological process: protein dephosphorylation. NCBI's taxonomy places the organism in Eukaryota, Metazoa, Chordata, Aves, Passeriformes, Passeridae. Gene Ontology annotation, molecular function: MAP kinase tyrosine/serine/threonine phosphatase activity.